UAAUAAGGAUUCGGAAUUGGGAGGCAAAUUGUAAUGCUUGUUGAAUCAGCAAGAAAUCCAGAGGUCCGCUUUACCGCUUCUCCAAGCCAACUCUUCAAGCUCUCCGCUUGUUCUUCUUCUUCUUCUCCACGCUCUUCCGGAGCCCUUCAAUCAUGAUUAAAGUGAGCAUAAAGUGGCAAAAAUCGCUGUUCCGAGAUGUUGAAAUUGACACCAGUCUGCCCCCAGCUGUCUUCAAGGGCCAGCUGUUUGAUCUCACAGGGGUACCUCCUGAAAGGCAGAAGAUUAUGGUUAAGGGUGGUAUACUGAAGGAUGAUGCAAAUUGGUCAGAAAUGGGAGUAAAAGAGGGUCAAAAAUUAAUGAUGAUGGGCACAGCAGAUGAGAUUGUUAAGGCCCCAGAGAAGGGCCCUGUUUUUAUAGAAGAUCUUCCUGAAGAUGAACAAGUGCUUGCAGUGGGUCACAGUGCUGGUUUAUUUAAUUUGGGAAACACCUGUUACAUGAAUUCAACCUUGCAGUGUCUGCAUUCUGUUCCUGAGCUCAAGUCAGCUUUGAUUAAGUACUCUAAUGCUGGGCGAAGUAAUGAUGUGGAUCAAACUUCACACAUGCUAACUGUUGCAACCCGAGAUUUAUUCAAUGAGCUUGAUAGAAGUAUCAAGCCAGUGGCACCUAUGCAGUUCUGGAUGGUUCUGCGAAAAAAAUAUCCUCAAUUUGGCCAGCUGCAGAAUAGUACAUUCAUGCAACAAGAUGCCGAAGAAUGUUGGACACAACUUCUAUACACUCUAUCUCAGUCCCUUAGGUCGGCAGGUUCUAGUGAAAACCCUGAUGCUGUAAAGGACCUAUUUGGCAUUGAUCUUGUUAGCAGAGUACAUUGUCGAGAGAGUGGAGAAGAAAGUUCAGAAACAGAAUCAGUUUACUCACUUAAAUGUCAUAUAUCACAAGACGUGAACCAUUUGAAUGAAGGAUUAAAGCAUGGUUUAAAAUCAGAACUAGAGAAAGUGUCUCCUUCACUGGGGCGCAGUGCAAUUUUCCUGAAGGAGUCUCGUAUUAAUAGCCUGCCAAGGUACUUGACAAUUCAAUUUGUCCGCUUUUUUUGGAAGAGAGAGUCAAAUCAGAAGGCCAAAAUUUUAAGGAAAGUGGAUUAUCCUUUGGAGUUAGAUGUGUUUGAUUUGUGUUCAGAGGAUCUUCGCUCCCAGUUGGAAGGUCCUCGACGGCUUCUGAGGGAUGAGGAGGGCAAAAAACUAGGUCUGAAACCCAAUGAGAAGACUUUGGAUUCAGCAGAAAAGGAUGUGAAGGUGUCUGCUGCAGGAGGUACAUCUACUGGGAAUGAGGCACAAUCAAGUGUUACACCUCAAGAAGAUGGCCCCCCUUCUGACAAGGAAACGCAAAUGACUGGAAUUUAUGAUUUGGUAGCUGUGCUGACCCACAAGGGAAGAAGUGCAGAUUCAGGACAUUAUGUUGCUUGGGUCAAGCAAGAAAGUGGGAAGUGGAUUGAAUAUGAUGAUGAUAACCCAAUGGCACAAAGAGGAGAAAACAUCUUAAAGCUAUGUGGUGGAGGUGACUGGCAUAUGGCAUAUAUAUGCAUGUACAAGGCUCGUGUUGUCCCUAAUUGAACUUAAAUUUCGUUCAAACUGUAUGUGAGGGCUUUUCAUGGUUGGCUAGAGACUCAUUUGACUAUAUUUACUUGCCAGAAACUUCCCUAUGUACCACCUAGAUCCUUUAAUCCAUCUGGAAUUUUCCCAUAUUUCUUGUUUAUUAGGUCAUUUCAAGUGGUUUGUUCUGUAGCAGCUUGGCAUAUUGAAAGCAAGCUGGUGUGGAUUAGAUCUUUUUUAGACCCAGAUAUGUUUAUGUUUAAAUGUAUGGAUGGUUGGCUCUGCUUAUUUUCUAUUUCUGUUUGGGACACUGAAAAUUUGCAAUUAGCUCUUCCCAUUCCGUCAAUGAACAAGAAACAAAGCAAGUAUUUAUGUUUA
Momordica charantia (bitter melon) is the source of this 1964-nucleotide messenger RNA. It is a transcript of the gene UBP7, whose product is annotated as ubiquitin carboxyl-terminal hydrolase. NCBI's taxonomy places the organism in Eukaryota, Viridiplantae, Streptophyta, Magnoliopsida, Cucurbitales, Cucurbitaceae. Gene Ontology annotation, biological process: regulation of proteasomal protein catabolic process; protein deubiquitination; proteasome-mediated ubiquitin-dependent protein catabolic process. The record is from RefSeq and is a predicted model, not a curated record. Gene Ontology annotation, molecular function: proteasome binding; cysteine-type deubiquitinase activity; protein binding.